Onychostruthus taczanowskii (white-rumped snowfinch) is the source of this 2984-nucleotide messenger RNA. It is a transcript of the gene WDR89, whose product is annotated as WD repeat domain 89. NCBI's taxonomy places the organism in Eukaryota, Metazoa, Chordata, Aves, Passeriformes, Passeridae. The record is from RefSeq and is a predicted model, not a curated record. The coding region runs from base 345 to 1514 and encodes 389 amino acids. Gene Ontology annotation, molecular function: protein binding. The transcript is spliced from 4 exons.
CGGGACAGGAACACCGGCAGGGACCGGGACCGGGACACGGCGGGGAUAAGGAGCGCCGGCAGGGACAGGGGUAAGGAUCCGUGGGUUUCCUGCUUGAGAGAAUAAUCAGAUUCAGUGAAGUGUGUGUGCAGAGCAGCUCCUGAAGAUAAUUGUUCGUGUCAGCAGAGAGAUUGAACAGGGCAAAACCAUUGCUCAGCUUCUCAUUAAAAAUAAGAUACAAAAGUGCUGUACAAUUGGUGAGCAGUUAAAUUGGUGAGAAGGCAGCUCAGCAUUAAGUUAAAAUUGGCAAACUGGAGUUGUAUGCUGGCAGUACCUGGAAUAGGAAGCUUCAGGUUUCUGGUGAGAUGACGGCACUGGAGAAGGUGGAGGAGCAGCUGGCGGGGCUGCGCAUAGCCAGGCGCUGCGUGCCCAGCGAGGAGCCCGCCUACCUGCUGGACAUCCACACCUCCAGAGCUGCCCAGCCCGGGGGCAGCCGCUUGGUGGCCGUUUCCUGCUCCAAUGAAUCCAUCAGGGUGUACGACAGGGAGACGCUGGGCUUCCUGCGGGAAUACCGCGGCCACGCCGGCGUCCUCAGCGGGGUCAGGUUUGCGCACACGUGCGACAGCGUGGUGUUCUCAGCCUGCAGCCAGGGCACCGUCAAGUGCUGGGAUGUUCGCUCAGCCACGCAGAAGCCCGUGCAGGUGUUCAGUGGUUAUCCUUCCAACGUCUUCAUCAGCUUCGACGUCAGCUGCAGCGACCUCAUCGUUUGUGCCGGAACGGAGAAAGUUGAAAAGGACACGUUUCUGGUGUUUUGGGAUGCAAGAGGAGUUACAGACUGUGCCAGUGCCGCUAAAGAGCCCUUGGGAGUCUAUUCUGAAAGUCACAAUGAUGACAUCACCAAAAUCUGUUUUCAUCCUAACGAACCCAAUUUGGUCGUGUCUGGGUCAACCGAUGGCUUGGUGAACGUGUUUGACAUCAACAAGGAUAAUGAAGAUGAUGCUUUGAUAUCAACUUGCAAUUCAGAUUCAUCCGUGAGUUCUCUUGGCUGGUCUGGGGAGGACUACAAACAGGUCUAUUGCAUGACACACGAUGAGGGGUUCUGCUGGUGGGACAUGGCUCAGCUGGACACCGAGGAGCCGAUAACCCUGCUGCACGUUCUGGAUGUCAGAGAGUCAGUCUGCGCUGAAAACCACGGCCUGCAUUACCUGGUGGGUGGCUUGUACCACGAAAAGGCAGGGAAGCUCUUCCUGAUUGGGGGAACCUCCACAGGAGACAUCCACCUGAUCAGCUGCAGCACUGCUGGCCUGAGCCUGGUGGGGACCCUGUGUGGGGGACACUCGGCCACCGUCCGCUCCUUCUGCUGGAGCCCCACGGAUGAGUCUCUGCUGACGGGUGGAGAGGAUGCUCAGCUGUUGCUAUGGAAACCUGGGGCUGUGGAAAGGUCCCUCACAAAGAAAGCAUCUCUGAAGAUCUCUUCUUCCGUGCAGAAGAGAGUGAGAGUUCACAACACCUCCCUCAAAAGCAGGAAAAAGUGAAUUGCCUGAAGUGAGAAUCUCUGCUGUGUAGAGCGUUCCUGGUGUUUAAUCUCUCUAGGCAAUACUUGGCCCUGUUUUAUUUGGAGGUUUUCUGUGGAAAGAACUGUGGUGCUUGAAUUCCCCCUGGGAAUGUAUUUCAGUCAUCAGAAGAAUGCCUUUUAUUUUUUUUAAGUUGCUAAUAUUAAUCAGACAAGAGUAAAUGUUUGCUCCUGAGUUCUUGAGCAACAGAUGCUAAGUCAUAUUAUAUAAAACUGUUUCUGUGGUUAUUUAAUGUCUCAGACAAUGUUUUAAAUGUGUAAUACAGGCCUAUGGCUUGCAUAGUUUGUUACCUUCCCAAUGAUAUUCCUCCGGCACAUUUCAACAGCUUUUGUAUUCCAUGCUGUAUUCUGCUUUCUUCACAGAAAACUUAAUGAAAUUGCUCAAUUUAGUAAAAGAUUUUAUGUCACAUCUUAAUGCCUGAAGGAAUUACUUCUUGAUGAAACAGAAAAUAAGUAGUUUUGCACUGUCACAUCACUGGUUUAGAACAAGCUCAUAAAGAAGCAGCUGAUAGAGCCAUCUUUUUCAUAGCAGAUAUGAAUGUAUUCAACCAAACAGCAGCUAAUUUGUAUGAGUGUGAGAACUGUUCAACAGGCAUUAUUUCCUUCAUGAAAAUACCCAAGAAUUUUGCAAGCAGCUUCAUUCUCUCCUCCUAAGUGCACCUGGAAGACUGGGUAGAUCUUUGGUGGGUUGGAGAAAUUGAUGGGUGUAAUUACACCAGUGGUGUUUAAAAUCCCAAACACUGAUUUGAAAGAAACUGGUGUCACAUGCUCAGUGGGGAUGUUGAAACCCAAAAAUGAACACUGCCUUAUGGAGGAACAGACUGAUAUGAGGAGACUUUACCAAAACCUUUUAGAGGUUGGCUGGGUCCUUUAAGAAAGUUUCUCUCUGCAGAGAGGUUUAUGUUUGGACAUCUCCCCAGGAGAGCUUUGUUUUAUUAUUCCACCAAAUAGCCAUUGAGUGCAAAACCAGCCCUGUACUUGUAAAAUGGCUGAGACUUCAUGCUUCUUCUGCUUUGCUGGCAGACUCCAACCUGUGCUCCUGGCUCUGCACACACACUCACCUCCAGCCUUCCCAGGAGCACUGCAGGCAAAUGGUGAUGGUAUUUAGGCUGUAGUUACACAUGUGCACUACAACUGAAACCAGCACCGCAGUAUAUUUAAGAAUUGCUCUCUUAUAGAUUAGCUGGCAGAGGAUUUAAGAGGGGUUGGGUUUAUUUUUUUUCCCUUGAGGGUGGAUGGGCAAUUCUUUCAGAACAACUCCUGAACAUCAGGUUUAGAAGAUUAUCCUGGAGUUUAGAAACAGUUUCUGAGGUACAGAACAUACUCUAGUGUGUGGUUACAGCUGUGCUGAAGAUGCCUGAAUCAUCUCUGGAAUUGAAUCCUUUUCAACCACAAGUAUUGAGUUUCCACAUGACUUUUCACAAACUGUUAA